This is a messenger RNA of Helicoverpa armigera (cotton bollworm), 1735 nucleotides long. RefSeq names its product transcriptional regulator Erg. Lineage: Eukaryota; Metazoa; Arthropoda; Insecta; Lepidoptera; Noctuidae. The record is from RefSeq and is a predicted model, not a curated record. The transcript has 8 exons. Gene Ontology annotation, cellular component: nucleus. Bases 1 to 909 code for a protein of 302 amino acids. Gene Ontology annotation, biological process: cell differentiation; regulation of transcription by RNA polymerase II. Gene Ontology annotation, molecular function: DNA-binding transcription factor activity, RNA polymerase II-specific; sequence-specific DNA binding.
AUGUCUGGUGAUAUGGCGCAGCAGGGACAGCCCUACCCCAUACCCUGGGGGCUGCACUACCAACACAGAGAAUCAACAACGCCAACGUCUACAGCUCGACCGUACGAACACCCGCACACUCACACACACGCACAGUUGUAUGCGAGACAUGCGCACACACAUACACACACGUUGAUAGACCAGCAUGAACCUUGUAAAGGCGAAGGAGAGGAAACUAGACCAGAUUAUAGAGAACAGUAUACAGGACAAUUACACAGAUGCAGCUCGUACGGUAAAUGCGUGGAGGAAGUGACGGAGGAGCCGCGUGAGAGAGACGAGGCGGUCACUAGCACUGAACAUCAUCAGCACUGGGAUGAGAAGUUAGUGAGCAGUUCCCUGUGUCCUACAGCAGCGGCCGCCAGCUCCAGCCGGACUGACGCCGCGUCUCCUCACCAGCACGUCACCACCACGCAUGCUGGCGGUGGUCGUCGCGGUGCCCUACAACUGUGGCAGUUCCUGGUCUCUCUGCUGGCUGAAGGUGCGCGCUGCGUUGCCUGGACCGGCCGGGGGCUGGAGUUCAAGCUGCAUGAGCCUGAGGAGGUGGCGCGACGUUGGGGCGCCCAGAAGAACAGGCCAGCGAUGAACUACGACAAGCUGUCCAGGUCUCUGAGGUACUACUACGAGAAGGGCAUCAUGCAGAAGGUCGCAGGAGAACGUUACGUCUACAAGUUCGUGUGCGACCCCGAAGCUCUCUUCAGCAUGGCGGCACCCCCCCGCGCCCGCUCGCCCCCCGCCCCGGCGCCGUACGACGUGCUCACCUCGCUGUACGGGGGAGUUUACCCCCAAUACCUGCAGCCGCCCCCACAGGCUGAAUACCAGCGACGGUAUUACCAUCAUCAUAUCAAUCAUACGGGACAUUACGAUACGUAGGCGGUAGAUGGCGCUGUUUUCAGUUUUGAAUUUUCUAUAUUUUUUAUGUUUUUUUAAGGGUGAUUUGCACUAUUUGACUUUAACGGCAGUAAUUCGUGAAAUGGUCGCUUGUUGGUUAAAUCGGCGUAUUGGCAACUGAAAAUAGUUCGGUUAUCGUUAGAGUUAAAUGGUGGAACUGACCGUAAUGAAUAUCAUUUUGAAAUUGACUUUGUAAAAAAGGCUAUGUACUCAAAUUUUUUGAAAAAGCUAUUCAACAACUUUGUGGCUCUGAACUUAGCAACAUGAUAUCUCGCACAUAAGUAAUCGUGUUUUGUUCAUCUAUUCCGACUUUCGUAAAGACACUAGUAGCUAACUUCAGGGCGGUAAAGUUAUUUACAUUUUAUUUCAUAAAAAUUUACCUUAGAAAAUUCACUCUUUGGGUUUGAAAUGAAACUUAAAGUCAUCCCGUAAUUGUAAGAUCUCAACUUUGUGAUUAUUUCUUGAACCUAGUCAUAAAUUGUACAGUAACAUUAAUUGAAGGUAUUUACUUAAAUAUUUCCCAUCUAAUUAACAAAAAUUACUCAAUAUUAGUUAAGAAUAAAAAAAUAACCACCCUAUACACUAGAUCCUGAGGAAGGACAUUGGCAACUUUUUAUCCAGGUGCGGGAAGUUGGUCCCUCGGGAUACGAGCGAUUAUUUAAGAUAACCUAGUCAUUAGUUAUUAAUGUAUUUAGUUAAAAUGUGCAAUAUUACCUAUAAUAAUAAUAAAUUAGUUACGUAGACAACUAUCAUUGUGAAUUAUAAGCAAUCAUGUGAAUAUUAUUGUUAAUUAAACUAUUUAAAUAUA